AUGUUGACCUAUUCUCAGAUCGGGCUCACAUUCACGGCACUUGGCUCGAGUCUAUAUCUGUUUUAUCGAGAAAAGUCUUCUAAAAGACUACCUUUGCCCCCUUCUCCGGGGGGAUCCUAUCCUAUACUGGGACACGCUCUUGUUUUACCAACUGAGAACGAGCAUAUUGCUUACGAUAAAUGGUGUGAGCAACUGGACAGUAAUAUCAUCUCGUUGACCGUGCUUGGGAAAACUAUUAUUGUAAUUAAUUCGGUGGAGGUGGCUGAAGAACUGAUGGACAAACGAUCGGAAACUUACUCGGGUCGACCUUAUUUGCGCGUAGUUGUGGACCCAGAACUACUCGACUGGGAAGGUGGCAUUAUCAUGUUGCCCUAUGGACCUCGUUGGAAGAAGCAGAGACGUAUUAUGCACGAGUUGCUAAAACCCUCUGCUAACACCAAUAAUUUCGCACUUUUCGAGAGAGAGACACAUGGUCUACUAAAGCGGCUCCUUGUAAACACGGAGAACUUCGAAAAGGAAUUUCGUAGAACUGUUGCGGCUGAGAUACUUUCGUCUGUUUAUGGCUAUACGGUCAAAGACUCAAACGACGCUCUGGUCCGAGAUAGUGCCACACUGGUCGAGAAGUUCACCAUAACAGCCAUCCCUACAAACUUCCUCGUCAACUUCAUCCCUUGGCUCAAGUAUGUCCCUGAGUGGUUCCCAGGGGCUCAGUGGAAGCGCAACAUCAUCCAGUGGAGACAGCUCAAAGAGCGUGUCAUAAACAAUCCAUAUGAAUGGGCAAAAGCGCAGAUUGCCUCUGGUUUUGCGGCGCCUUCGAUUGUGCAGACUCACUUGGCUUCGGUGGAGGGUAAUUCAAAGGCAAACAUUCCAGAGGAAGAGGAGAACCUUAAGAUGGUUGGCGUUGCUCUCUUUGGCGCCGCCGCCGAUACCUCUCACGCAUCUCUCAUGAGCUUUGUGCUCGCCAUGGUUCAGCACCCGGACGUCCAGGCUCGUGCCCAGAAAGAGAUCGACGACGUCACCAAAUCUGAGCGACUUCCCACCAUGGCAGACAGAGACUCUAUGCCGUACAUCCGGUCGAUUGUGCAGGAGGUCCUGCGCUGGCAGCCUCCACUUCCGCUGGGGGUACCCCGAGCUACCUCAGAAGACGACGAGUAUCGUGGGUACUUGAUCCCUAAAGGCUCUGUUGUAAUCGCAAACUCAUGGGCGAUGAGCCGCGACGAGUCGGUCUACAAGUCCCCAGAUCAGUUCAUCCCAGACAGGUUUAUGGACCCCGAUGUCCCAACCUCACCUGCAUUUGGCUUUGGUCGUCGGUCUUGUCCGGGCAACCACUACGCCGAGGCUUCUUUGUUCAUCCUAUUUGCGUCUGUGCUGGCAGUGUUCGAUCUUGGACCGAAGGUGAACCCUGCGACUGGGCAAGAGGAGAUGCCUGAGGGCAAGGUGGUGGUGCAUGCGCUCCUGAGCCGAAUCCUGCCUUUCGAAUGCACGAUCAAGCCCCGGUCAAGCAUACAUAAGGAACUGAUUGAAGCUCUCCAAUAG
Rhizoctonia solani is the source of this 1536-nucleotide messenger RNA. RefSeq names its product cytochrome P450 family protein. Gene Ontology annotation, molecular function: monooxygenase activity; iron ion binding; heme binding. The record is from RefSeq and is a predicted model, not a curated record. Lineage: Eukaryota; Fungi; Basidiomycota; Agaricomycetes; Cantharellales; Ceratobasidiaceae. The coding region runs from base 1 to 1536 and encodes 511 amino acids. The transcript has 13 exons.